Molecule: messenger RNA, 1113 nt
Organism: Postia placenta MAD-698-R-SB12
Lineage: Eukaryota; Fungi; Basidiomycota; Agaricomycetes; Polyporales; Adustoporiaceae
Exons: 4
Coding region: 1-1113 (370 amino acids)
Source: RefSeq, a predicted model, not a curated record
AUGGCCCUCAGCAGAGCCCAGGUGCGCGAUGCUUGGACGAGCAUCGGGUUCACGCGCGACUUCCGGCAUCUGCAGCCCGUCCCGCGCUGGUGGACACAGCGUCAGGGCUGGUUCGAACCGAAGACCCACGUCGUCAAGCCGAAGGACAGAAUAAAGUACUGGAACAUCGUCCCUGGGGACCAGGUGCGCCUGCGCGGCGACCCGACGGGCACUGUCUAUGAGGUCAACAUGAUCAAUCGGCUGAGCAACCGGGUGAUGUUGAAGACGGAGCAGGACAAGGUGCGUCCGGAGGAACAGAUGAAGCGCGGGAAGAACGUCCCGUACGCAAAGUGCCAGCUGUUCAUCGGGAAGUUCGAGUUCCCGCCGAAGGAGGGCUCGGCGGAGCCGCAGACCGUCUUUGCGACGCGCCUUUCUACGUCAUCGCCGUCCUGGGCGAAAUCAACAUACAGAUACGAGUGGAGUCGAUUCGCGGUCAACACUGUGCCGCGACUACCACACCUUGCGGGCGGGGAAAAGGACCGAAUACACAUUUCGUGGCCAAAGAGGGAUAAGCCCCCCGUACCAGAGCCCGGACCGUACGACACGAGAGAAGAUGCCGUAUUAGAGAUCACUUACACACCUCCGGCUCUGCCUACUUACAUCCACUUCAGAGAGCCCGCUCCCCGAGCGCCAACCGAAGAUGAAUACUUCAAUGCGGUCAGCAAGCCGAACUCUGACUCUUACGAUGCGUCGCAGCCUUUCGAGGUGUUUUUGUCAAAAGAACUGGCCAACCCCCACUCACGAGCGAAGAAGCAAGCGCGCUGGCAGGCACACCAGGAGUACAAACGCGCGAUGCUGAAUGACAUGAUCGCCGCUGAGCUGAAGGACCUGCAAGGGCGAUCACGGCGUGAGGCGCGAGCGGAGGCGAUGUGGAAGUGGCGGCACACGCUGGAGGAGGAGCGGAAGGGUGAGCAGAAGCGGAGAUGGAAGAACCGGGGUGCAGAGGCGAGGCUGGGACACAAGAAAAUCCGCAAGGCGCGCAAGGACGAGAAGAAACGGGAGCGUCUGCGGAACCUGGUGCUGCCAGAGGCGCCGAAUCAGGCCAUCCCUGGUGCGGAGAGCCGUGCGGCAUGA